Calliphora vicina (urban bluebottle blowfly) is the source of this 585-nucleotide messenger RNA. RefSeq lists its product as uncharacterized. The record is from RefSeq and is a predicted model, not a curated record. The transcript has a single exon. NCBI's taxonomy places the organism in Eukaryota, Metazoa, Arthropoda, Insecta, Diptera, Calliphoridae. Bases 1 to 585 code for a protein of 194 amino acids.
AUGUCUGUUAUAAGAAGUAAUGAAAAUUUAUCGAUAAUUCCACCAUUGGUUCCACCUAAUCAAACCCCCGCACCUCCACCAGUUCCAACUGUUUGUGAGACCUGCAAAAAUUGCAUCACAAUUAAAGCUCAUGCUUUAAAGUCUAAUUGUCAUCAUUAUUUCCACAAAUCUUGUUUUGCUAAAUAUACACAAAACAAAACUAACUGUCCAACAUGUAAUUGCCAUAUUACACUUCCUAAAGUAACAGCUUCAAAAACUCAAACAAAAUCAAACUUUACAGUUACUACUAGAAAUCAAGCAAAACAACAGCAAUUAGAUGAGAAUAGAUUUGCAGGUGAAUCACAACCUAGACCAACUACACCAAACACUCCCCGUAGCCAUUCUUCUCCCGAAAGUGCAGAGAAUCAACCUCAUUACAUACGAAAUUUAGUUACAGCUGCAGUUGGAGCUCAACAAGCUGAAAUGCUUUCUUCACAAUUAACACAACUAAUUCAAAGUAAUAUCGAAGCAGGGUUCCGUAGAAUGUCUAUUAAUAAUAACACUACUUCUAUUCCGCUCAUCGAGCAAAACAAUAUCCAAAAUUAA